AUGCGCCUUUUGCAAUGCAGCCUCACCGGCGAAUUCAGCUUCAAAACCUUCGGUGACGACGAUGAGAUCCCCGCCUAUGCCAUUCUUUCGCACACCUGGGGAUUGGACACCGACGAAGUUACCUUUGAAGAGAUGGAAAGUGGCACUGGGAAGGAUAAGCUCGGCUAUGAGAAGAUCAGAUUCUGUGGAGAACAGGCUAGACAAGAUGACUUGCAGUACUUCUGGAUUGACACCUGUUGCAUCGACAAGAAGAACACAGCUGAGCUCCAGCAAGCCAUCAACUCGAUGUUUCGCUGGUACCGUGAUGCUGAGCACUGCUACGUUUAUCUAGCAGAUGUGUCUAUCCCCUUGCCUAGCAGCAACGAUGAGUACCCGUACACAACAUGGGCAUGGAAAUGGACCUCCGGGAUGCUCAUAGUAUGGGUCUUUUGGGGCUGGAUACUAGGGCUCCUUGGCCGGGGAUAA
Molecule: messenger RNA, 465 nt
Organism: Fonsecaea multimorphosa CBS 102226
Lineage: Eukaryota; Fungi; Ascomycota; Eurotiomycetes; Chaetothyriales; Herpotrichiellaceae
Exons: 1
Coding region: 1-465 (154 amino acids)
Source: RefSeq, a predicted model, not a curated record